GCGAAUCCACCCGCAUGGCGUAUUGAGCGUGUAUCUGCAACAGUUGUCUUCAUUGCUCUAGGAAACAUCCGUAUUCAGAACACAACGGAAAUUGUCAAAGGAAUCAACAGGUCUUGUCUAAAUUCAAAGAACUUCUUUUAAAGCAUGUCGAAAGAUUUCAAAGACAAAGUGGUUGUUAUUACUGGUGCUAGCUCCGGCAUUGGAGAGUGUACCGCCAUCUUGUUUGCUCAGCAUGGCGCUAAUGUUGUUCUGUGUGGAAGAGAUGAACGAAAAUUGUCGUCUGCUUUGCAAAAGUGUCAAGAAAUAAGUGGCGGGAACGUGGACAAACAUUUAGCAGUUCAAGGGGACAUAACAGACUCUCAGGUAAGGCGGCGUAUCAUUCAACAGACGAUAGAUAAAUUUGGUCACUUGGAUGUUUUGGUAAGCAACGCUGGAAUAAUGACUGAGAACAUCAGCCUGGAAGAUGCCACAGAAGAGGCGUUCGACUUGACGAUAAGCACCAAUGUCAAAGCUGGGUUUUUUCUUAUACAAGAAGCGAUACCACAUCUCGAGAAGUCUCAAGGCUGCAUCGUUGUUGUCUCAUCUAUUACCAGUUCAAUAGCGGACACAAAUGAAAUCAUCUAUGGCAUGUCCAAGGCAGCUGUAGAUUAUAUGACCAAAACGUAUGCGCUGGGUCUUGCUCCAAAAGGUAUUCGAGUCAAUGCUAUCAACCCAACGUCUGUCUCCUCCACUAGGCUGGAGCGUUACUAUUGUAGCGAAGAGGAAUCAAAGCUCUCCUAUUUAAAAUACGCGUCACAACAACCUCUGCACGGAAGGAACAGCACUCCGGAAGAACAAGCCCAGACCAUUCUAUUUUUAGCCAGUCCCGCAGCAAGCUUUAUAACGGGCCAAUGUGUUAAGGUUGACGGCGGAUCCAGUCUGGUUGGGCCCCAAGUCGAGUACUAACUAAAGCUAAUGAAGUGUCCAAUACGGGGGUCAAGAUUUGCACAAUGUAAAUAAAUAUUUUAUAUUGGAUAAAUGUUAAGGUUUCAUAUGUAGUAUUCCAUUCAUGGAUAUGUCCCGUUUUAAUAUUCAUUUUUUUCCCUCUAGAGAUGUUUUGGUUUGCUUAGUUCGUAUUCAAAUGAUGACGUCCUUUUGGAAAUAAUUGCUGCGGGAAAAAUGUAUUUCCGUUUCAAAGAAAUAUAAAAACAUUUAAUAGAAACUACUGAUGGUUACCAUUUAGAUUGCUAAUAGUAGGGCAAGAUGUUUGACACACAUAUCAGACAUCGUUAAAAACAUUUCAUUUGAUAAGGCUAUAAUUGAUAAAAAAUAUGGUGUUUUGGUACUUUGAAUGUAAUUCAAAUAAAUUAUUUUAUCAUUUUAAGUGCAUUUAUAUACUGAGUGACUGUGUGUAUUGUACGCAUUAUGCUCUAAAUUAAAAGAAUUUA
This is a messenger RNA of Biomphalaria glabrata, 1427 nucleotides long. RefSeq names its product 3-oxoacyl-[acyl-carrier-protein] reductase FabG-like. Gene Ontology annotation, molecular function: oxidoreductase activity. The transcript has 4 exons. NCBI's taxonomy places the organism in Eukaryota, Metazoa, Mollusca, Gastropoda, Planorbidae. Bases 145 to 945 code for a protein of 266 amino acids. The record is from RefSeq and is a predicted model, not a curated record.